CAGGUGUGGGCCAGGCACUGCACCCCAGACUCGGGCCACACUGAGGUCUGCCCUCCCACUGGCCAGCACCGAGGACACCAUGAGCCAGCAAGGGUCCCUGAGUUGCUGCCCGGGUGCCACCAACGGCAGCCUGGGCCGGUCGGACGGUGUGACCAAGUUGAGCGCCAAGGACCUUUUUGAACAGAGAAAGAAGUACUCCAACUCCAACGUCAUCAUGCACGAGACCUCCCAGUACCACGUCCAGCACCUGGCCACAUUCAUCAUGGACAAAAGCGAGGCCAUCGUGUCUGUGGACGACGCCAUCCGGAAGCUGGUGCAGCUGAGCUCCAAGGAGAAGCUCUGGACCCAGGAGAUGCUGCUGCAAGUCGACGACAAGUCUCUGCGGCUGCUGGACAUCGAGUCUGAGGAGGAGCUGGAGAACUUCCCGCUGCCGACCGUGCAGCACAGCCAGACCGUGCUGAACCAGCUGCGCUACCCGUCGGUGCUGCUCCUGGUGUGCCAGGACUCGGAGCAGAGCAGGCCCGACAUCCACUUCUUCCACUGCGACGAGGUGGAGGCAGAGCUGGUGCACGAGGACAUCGAGAGUGCGCUGACCGACUGCCGCCUGGGGAAGAAGAUGCGGCCACAGACCUUGAAGGGGCACCAGGAGAAGAUCCGGCAGCGCCAGUCCAUCCUGCCGUCUCCCCAGGGCCCGGCCCCCAUCCCCUUCCAGCGCCACGGCGGGGACUCCCCUCAGGCCAAGAACCGUGUGGGCCCGCCAGUGCCACUCAGUGAGCCAGAGGGCGUCCUGACGCUGCGGGCGCGGCCCCCCUCCGAGGGCGAGUUCGUGGACUGUUUCCAGAAAACCAAGCUGGCCAUCAAUCUGCUCGCGAAGCUGCAGAAGCACAUUCAGAACCCCAGUGCGGCCGAACUCGUGCACUUCCUCUUCGGGCCUCUGGACCUGAUCAUCAACACCUGUGGCGGCCCAGACAUUGCGCGCUCCGUCUCCAGCCCCCUACUCUCACGGGAUGCCGUGGCCUUCCUGCGUGGCCACCUGGUUCCCAAGGAGAUGUCACUGUGGGAGACUCUAGGGGAGACCUGGACGCGGCCCCGGUCUGAGUGGCCACGAGAACCACAGGUGCCUCUCUACGUGCCCAAGUUCCACAGUGGCCCACCCCUGGUCCUGCUGCAGGAGGCUCCUUGGGAGGUGGAGGGGCAGGCGUCUGUCCCCAGUGACGAGCUGACUCCCAAGAGCCGACUGUCCUUACGAAACUCCCCAAAGCACAGCCUCGCCUCUGAGCCCACAGCCCCGGGGGAUGCCCUACCACCAGUCAGCACCCCGCACACCCACAGGAGCUACCCGCCAACGCCAGCCAUGGCCAGAUAUGUCAAGAUCCUCUACGACUUCACGGCCCGCAACGCCAACGAGCUGUCGGUGCUCAAGGAUGAGGUCCUGGAGGUGCUGGCGGACGGCCGGCAGUGGUGGAAGCUGCGCAAUCGCAGUGGCCAGGCCGGCUACGUGCCCUGCAACAUCCUGGACGAGGCGCGCCCUGAGGACGUCGGCGCCCCCCUGGAGCAGGCCAGUCAGAAAUACUGGGGUCCCUCCAGCCCCACCCACAAGCUGCCCCCAGCUUUCGCAGGGAACAAAGACGAGCUGAUACACCACAUGGACGAGGUCAACGACGAGCUCAUGAAGAAGAUCACCCACAUCAAGGCGCAGCCGCAGCGGCACUUCCGCGUGGAGCGCAGCCAGCCCCCGCGGGGCGGGGCGGGGCCGGCGCGAGCCCGCCACGCCCACCGCUCAGCCCUCAAGCCCUCCGCCCCGCCCCCUACCCCUAGGGUCGUGGAGAACCUGGGCAUCCUGACCGGGCCCCAGCUCUUCUCGCUCAACAAAGAGGAGCUGAAGAAGGUGUGCGGCGAGGAGGGCAACCGCGUGUAUAGCCAGCUCACCGUGCAGAAGGCCUUCCUGGAGAAGCAGCAAAGUGGGUCAGAGUUGGAGGAGCUUAUGAACAAGUUUCAUUCCAAGAACCAGAGGAGGGCGGACGACAGCUAGCCUGGCUCCCCGCGCUCCUCACCCGCAGCCGAGGGGAGACUGCGCCUGCUGCGGGGCCCCGCCAGUACACCGAGUAUUACUUUUAUAUGCGUAUGUACUUUGUACCAAGGACAUGGAUGGGGUCCUGGGUGGGAGCCCUCCACUCCCGACUGGAGAGGGGGCUUGGCUGUUUCAAGGCACCCGGCCUGUCCCCAGGCCCACUGACCGCCUUGCCAGCCCCGACCACCCACACUCACCUACCAAACCACAGCCAGCCUCAGCCAAACCAACUGCGCGCGGUGUCAGCCCUGGUCCUUCCCCAAGGCUGCAGAACUCCCGGAGGUGGGGCCUGUCACGUGUGGGCCCCACCCCUGGGACACUGACCCUCCCACCAAGACUUCUGCAUCCACCUGCUCCCAGCGUGGGCUGGGGCUCCGAACUGGGCAGGCUGGCGGAGCUGGCACCCUUGCCUCCAACGUGCCCGCUGCAUUUCGCGGAGUGUGGCCGAGGGCUGCCUGGGGAGGGGCUUCGGACGGAGGCCUUGGGCGCCGCCCUUGGGUGGAGCUCCGCUGGGCCCCUUCACCCUUUCAAGGACCAAGGGUGGGCUGGAUGAAAGUAUGGCUGCAGACAGCCCCAGCCCUCACCGCGCAGCGCCCAGGACAGGAACUUGCUCUGACCAAGCUCGGCCCAGCAGCCCUGCAUGGUGUGCGCCCAGCCGCUGUUUCCGAACUUUGAGGGGGCCACUCCGAAGCCUGGAUCAUUAAACCUAAUACAUCUCCUAGCA
Tupaia belangeri chinensis (Chinese tree shrew) is the source of this 2795-nucleotide messenger RNA. It is a transcript of the gene EPS8L2, whose product is annotated as EPS8 signaling adaptor L2. Lineage: Eukaryota; Metazoa; Chordata; Mammalia; Scandentia; Tupaiidae. Gene Ontology annotation, cellular component: ruffle membrane; vesicle; plasma membrane. Gene Ontology annotation, biological process: positive regulation of ruffle assembly; Rho protein signal transduction; regulation of Rho protein signal transduction. The record is from RefSeq and is a predicted model, not a curated record. Gene Ontology annotation, molecular function: actin binding.